Messenger RNA from Engraulis encrasicolus (European anchovy), 2423 nucleotides. It is a transcript of the gene pgap6, whose product is annotated as post-glycosylphosphatidylinositol attachment to proteins 6. The transcript has 15 exons. Lineage: Eukaryota; Metazoa; Chordata; Actinopteri; Clupeiformes; Engraulidae. The record is from RefSeq and is a predicted model, not a curated record. Gene Ontology annotation, cellular component: membrane. Bases 108 to 2390 code for a protein of 760 amino acids.
CAAACUACAUUCCAUUUGAUGCCUCUCGAGUUCUCCUGUCCCACUCUCAAAGCCGACCACGAGAGAAUGAGCUUGUCCUAGCACCUCCACGGGACUCUGUUUGAAGCAUGGACACCAGAGCCUUACAGCUGUUCGCCGUGUUGCUGUCAGUUUCUGGGUGUUUUGGAGAAGAUGUGACCUACGUGACUGGCUUCUACUCCAAGGGUCCCCUAAAGCUCUCCAAGUACAGCUCGUUUGCCAGCGGCCGGCUGCACCACUUCAGAGUGCCCCAGGACACCACGCUGGUGCGAUGGCUGCUAACCGUCACCAGGGGCUCCGGACUCAACUGCGGAACUCAGAACGUCGCUGUACACGUGCGUGCGGGCGCCCCUCCGGUCAUCGACCCCCUGGGCGUGUCCUUCCCCAAGAAUACUGCCGUCCGAUUGGCCUGGAACAUGACCCUCACCGUGGGUGCUAACCAACAGCAGAACCAAUCACUGCUCAACGUCAGCAACCCGCAGCCUGGUGAUUGGUUCAUCGCCGCGCACUUACCUGAGGACGACGGAAAGAUACAACAGAAGGGUCUGCCGUCGUGUACCUACCUGUUCCAGCCCCAGAUGUUGAUCAGGAGAGCGGUGGACAUUCCCACACUACUGCCCAACACCCCGCUCACACACACACUCACCAGCGCACACACACCCAGCACCUUCAAGUUCUUUGUUCCUGAGUUCUCCACUGAACUCCAGGUGGUCAUCCCGAAGUGCUCGGUUGGAGGCGUGGCCAAACCCAGCUGUGGCCUGAGCUUCCUCAUUGGUGAAGUCCAGCUGGGACGUGACUCCCGGUUGGUUAAGAACUGCACGGGGGCGGGCUCAUCAUGCUCCAGCUCUGUCUCUGCCCCUCCCUGGGACGCCUGGGUAGAGGUUGCCGUGGAGACCAGCCUUAGCAACGCCACAGUGGCCUUCGACAUCCUGGCCAACUACACAGUGGGAUGUAAACCCCAGAGUUCUCCUGCUGACUUCAACUUAACUGUAACCGCCGCUAACAACAGUAACAACAGCAGCAGUAACUCCGCCUCUAACUCCACUCGUAGCUCCUCCCUCUUCCGGAACACUGCAGUCGCGCGUAGCAACAGUGACGGCAGUUCUAACGGCUGUGUUGCCAUGCCGGCGGUGUUCCGCGAGGAGACUGACGUCCUGUCGCUGCGCUUCACGGUUGCCGGCGGUAACCUCAGCGUACCCUCCGACCCCCCCACCCUCAUGACCUUUGACCUAGACUCCACCGCAACCAGCGGCGGAACACUCAACCUCUACAUCAGCCUCAACAAGAGCUCUGUGGUUGGUCAGUUCAGUAGUGUGAGGGCGUGUCUUACCCCCACUGCUCCGGUCAUGCCUCUCAACACAAGUCAACCCUGCACUACAGCGUUUUCUCAGGGCUACCAGAUGAGUGUGAACAGCAGUGUGUCGGACGCCUCGCUCAGGAUUCCGUUUCCAGAAGCCGCCAUGUGGUACCUCAGUCUACAGACACUCUGCAAUAGCAGUGAGUGUGUGAAUGUGUCUGCAGGUGUGGCGGUGAGUGUGAAUAUCAGCGCCUGUAUAGACGACUGCGGAUCCUACGGAAGCUGCAGACUCCUCAGAACACACAGCUACAUGUACUCAUCAUGCUCUUGCAGCGCAGGCUGGCGUGGCUGGGGCUGCACUGAUGGUUCAGAGGCCAUGUCCUUCUCUCUACAGCUGCAGUCCGUCCUCUUUCUGACUUUGAGUAACCUGCUAUUCAUUCCCCCCAUCACACUGGCCCUCUACAGAGGGUUCCUACCCGAGGCGGCAGUCUACCUCUACAACAUGUUCUUCUCAACGUUCUACCACGCAUGUGACCAGCCUGGUGUGACGGUGCUGUGCAUCAUGGAAUACAACACUCUGCAGUUCUGUGACUUCUUGGGAUCCGCCACGUCAGUCUGGGUCACCGUUAUCUGCAUGGCACGACUACAGGACUUAUUCAAAUACGUCUUCUUCAUCCUGGGCGUCCUGCUGAUUGCCAUGGCAAUGUCUCUGGAUCGUCAUGGCCUCUGGAACUUCCUGGGUCCCCUGCUCUUCGCACUCAUUACCAUGGUAGCAGCCUGGGUGUAUCGUGGUGUGAAGCGACGUCAGUGCUACCCCCCUCUGUGGAAGCGAUGGGUCUUCUACCUGCUGCCAGGUAUCCUGUUGGCGCUGAUUGGAGUGUGUGUGUACGUGUUUGCUGAGACGGACGCCAACUACCUGUACACACACUCGCUGUGGCAUGUGCUGAUAGCCACCAGUAUCCUCUUCCUCUUACCGCCCCGGCACAAACACACACAGCCCUGGGGAUGGACACACUCACUCUGUGGAUACAAGAUCUGCAAGAACCAGAAGGAGGAUUUAUACUCUGUAUCAUAGCACGCACACACACACACACACACACAUGCAGAC